This is a messenger RNA of Perognathus longimembris pacificus (Pacific pocket mouse), 1613 nucleotides long. It is a transcript of the gene Tmem271, whose product is annotated as transmembrane protein 271. The transcript has a single exon. Bases 1 to 1146 code for a protein of 381 amino acids. NCBI's taxonomy places the organism in Eukaryota, Metazoa, Chordata, Mammalia, Rodentia, Heteromyidae. The record is from RefSeq and is a predicted model, not a curated record.
AUGAAGUGGAGCGUCCGCGGGGCCUGCGCCGCGCUCGCCUCCUGCCUGCUGCUCGCCUGCGCGCUCAGCGCCGCCGCCGUGGGUCUCAAGUGCUUCUCCCUGGGCUCGGAGCUCCGCGGGGAGCCGUUCCGGCUCGGGGCGGCCGCCGGAGCCUUCUACUCCGGGCUGCUGCUGGCCGCCGGCCUCUCGCUCCUCGGCGCCGCCCUUCUGUGCUGCGGACCCCGGGAGGCGCCCCUCGCUGGGCCCCCAGGGCCGGAACCCGGCCCCGGGCUCGGGGCGCCCGCAGCUCCCGCGGGCGCUCCAGAGGCCUCGCCGGGCGAGGCGGGGCCGGCGGCCGGGCCCCCGGGGCCGGUCAACAGUCAGAACCUGCUGCUGCUGGGCGUCCUGGUCUUCAUGCUCGGGGUCCUCAGCGCCUUCGCGGGCGCGGUGAUCGACGGCGACACCGUGUCCCUGGUGGAACGCAAGUACUCCCACUACUGCCUGCCGUCGCGCACGCCGGCGGCGGCCCCCGGCCCGGCCCCGGGCGCCGCGGCCCCCGGCCCCGGCCCGGCCCCGGGCGCGCCGCGCUCCCGCAGCGCCCUGGACAGCGCCACGUCUGCCAAGUGCCGCCAGCUGAAGGACUACCAGCGCGGCCUGGUGCUCUCCACCGUCUUCAACUCGCUCGAGUGCCUGCUGGGCCUGCUCAGCCUUCUGCUGGUCAAGAACUACAAGUCGUCCCAGGCCCGGCGCGGCCGGCGCGGCCGGCGGAGGGCAGGACGCGCCCUGGCGCGUUCCCGAGGCGGCCCCGGGCUCCGCGUGCAGCCGCCGGCCUCCCGGGCGCGGCGGGGCCGGCGGGGCCGGCGGGGCCGGCGCCUGCAGCCGCGGCCGAGCGAGGCCUCCAUUCUGUCCCCGGAGGAGUCCGACUUCUCCGCCCCAGGGGACUGCGCGGGCUUCGCCCCGCUCCACGCCGUGUCCUACAUCAACGUGGGCGUCUUCCACGCGUUCGACGAGGCGGGAGUGGAGGUGUGCUGCGGAGGGCAUCCGUCGGUGGAACUGCCGGGGUACGCGCCCUCGGACCCGGAUCUCAACGCCUCCUACCCGUACUGCUGCCGGCCGCCGCCGUGUGAGGCAGCGGCGCGCCCCUGGGAGCCGAGCCGGGCCUGCUGAGCCGGGCGCGGCCCCCGCAGGACCCCCAGCGGCGGGCCCGGCCCGGCCCGGCCCGGCCUUGCGGGGCUGGAGCCGCCACCGGGCUUGACGUUCUCUGGCCUGUCCCCCUGAGGGCUCAGUGACCACAAGACAGCCCUCCGGUGUUCUCCUUUCUGUGUCGGGCGGUUUCUCUUCUCUGUGUUGUUCGUAUCCGGAACCCAUUUAAAGUUUACAAUAAAUGUGUGGGGUGGGCUCGCCGACCGCAGUGCUCCUUGGCAAGUCCGCUCCCCGGGCUGCGCUCAGGGGGCGGAUAUCACUCGCGGACCUCCGCCGAGGGGACAGAGACAGCAGCCAGGAUCUUAGGAAUGGAGGAAAUGAAAACCACCCAACAGCAACACUUUGUACACGGAUGUGCCUGCUUCUGUCCACACUUUCUUACUGUAAAGCUCAACAUAAACAGUGAAAAAUGUUUGGUAAAUUUAUUGCAA